Molecule: messenger RNA, 3960 nt
Organism: Fusarium odoratissimum NRRL 54006
Lineage: Eukaryota; Fungi; Ascomycota; Sordariomycetes; Hypocreales; Nectriaceae
Exons: 6
Coding region: 1-3960 (1319 amino acids)
Molecular function (GO): nucleic acid binding; protein dimerization activity; zinc ion binding
Source: RefSeq, a predicted model, not a curated record
AUGUCACAAUCUUCAAAUGAAGCCAGAACCCUCCUUGCCCUUCAGGCCCUUCAAAAUGACCCAAAAUUAAGUACCCGACGCGCUGCAAAGAUAUACGAGAUCUCUGAGCCUAGGCUACGUCGCCGUAGAAAUGGCAUUCAAUCGCGACGCUAUUUUAUCCCGAAAUCGCGGAAACUAUCCGAUCUAGAAGAGCAGAUAAUAGUCCAAUUCAUUCUUGACCUAGAUUCGCGAGGGUUUCCCUCGCGACUGCGCUUUGUGGAAGAAAUGGCCAAUUCUCUUCUUGCUGACCGCGACGCGUCACCUGUUGGCAAGCGCUGGGCUCAUAACUUCGUCAAGCGACAACCAGAGCUAAAGACGCGUUUAUUUCGGAAAUACGACUAUCAGAGAGCCAAAUGCGAAGAUCUAUCUAUUAUUCGUGGCUGGUUUAGGCUUAUACAGAACACAAUCGCGAAGUACGGUAUCAGAUCAGAUGAUAUCUGGAACUUUGAUGAGACUGGCUUUAUGAUGGGCGCUAUUAUGGCUGGAAUGGUCGUUACAGGUUCGGAAAGGCAAGGAAGGCCAAAAUCAGUACAGCCUGGAAACCGGGAAUGGAUUACAGUGAUCCAGGCGAUCAAUGCGGAAGGUCAAUCGAUCGCGCCGUUCAUCAUUGGUGCAGGCCAAUAUCACCUUGCGAAUUGGUACCGAGAAUGCAACCUCCCAGGCGAUUGGGUUAUUGCAACGACCCAAAAUGGAUGGACAAAUAACGAGCUAGGUCUCGAUUGGCUAAAGCACUUUGAUCGGUCUACAACUAACCGAUCAACUGGUCCCUAUCGUCUUCUGAUCCUUGACGGUCACGAAAGCCACCACUCGGCCGAUUUUGAGAGAUAUUGUGAGGAGAAUAAGAUUGUCACACUUUGCAUGCCUGCUCAUGCAUCUCACCUACUGCAGACUCUUGACGUUGGGUGCUUUGGGCCGCUGAAAAAGGCAUAUGGUCGAGAAAUAGAGUAUCUGAUCAGAUGCUCUAUAACUCACAUUUCGAAGACCGAGUUCUUUCCCGCCUUUUACGCCGCUUUUAAAGCUACUUUUACAAAAAGUAAUAUCCAGGGAGGUUUUAAAGGAGCCGGGCUUGCUCCUUUCGACCCGGAAAAUGUUAUCUCAAAGCUUGAUGUGCAGUUACGGACUCCAACGCCUCCUCAGGAGGCUGCUGAACCUUCGACCCCUUGGGUUUCAAAGACCCCAAAGACGGCAAUUGAGGCCCAAUCUCAGUCUGAAUACCUUGAAAAACGAAUUAAACGACAUAAAAGUAGCUCCCCAGAGUCAAUUAUUGAAGCUUUAAAGUCUAAUACUAAAGCAACAAAGGCAGUUAUGCAUGAGGUUACAUUAUUAAGGGCUGAGGUCCGAAACCUUCGAGAUGCAAAUGAGAUACUAAGCCGGCGCCGGAGGGCAAAACGGACUAGAUUACAGAAAGGAGGGGCCAUGACUGUAGAGGAUGCAUCACAAGUAAUUGAUCAGAUGGAUGUUGAUACACAGGUAGUGGCCGAAUCAUGUAGAGGUGGUGGUCGGGCCCGGUCAGAGCGACCGGCUGGUCGGCGUUGUGGUGUAUGCGGCAAGGCCGGGCAUAAUGCAAGGACCUGUCAGGUAGUAAUUGAGACAUUCAGGGAAGAGUAUAUAGAGUACGGAAUGCAACAUCCGCCAUUAAGCCCGCCAGGUCCUCAAAAGAGUCUAAGCAAGAUUUCUCUCGUCUUAGACUAUACACCUAGGCAACUGCAGACUAGAGUAUCACCCGAUGAUCUGCCCUUCGAAUCAUCUAGCUUCGACGCCAUUUUCCGCACCACUCAUCCAGAGAAGGCCAAACUAGGCCCAUCUGGCAAACGAAAGACAUCUGGUCGUGUUAUCAAUGCCAUUUACCACGCGAAAAGGAAACAUGCCUCUAUUCUUCAGACGGAGGCCAGUACCGUAGACGAGCACGACUCGGAUAUUAUUACCCGGCCAUCAAAGCAGCCGCGGAUGGACAGUUUCUUUCCGAGUCGGCCAUCAGAUACCACUUUACGCCGCGUCCUUAACCGACAGCAAUAUAUAGAAUCGAUUGUCGAUCUUCUUACACGCCGUCGUUUACCAUUCUCCGCGGUGAAAUGGGAUGAGAUGCAGGAUAUCAUAUUGGCAUGCAAUCCGGCUAUUGAGGAUCUUCUCCUCACGUCCCGCGACGCAGCUAUGCGUCAUAUUACCACUACCUUCGACUUAUACCGAUCUCAAUUGAAAGCAAAGCUUCAGGCGUCCGUAUCGAAGAUCCAUCUCUCGACCGAUCUCUGGACAUCGCCUCAUCGGCAUGGCAUUUUAGCAGUAUGCGUUAGAUGGGUUGAUAAUGGCUAUCGACUUCAAAAGGCCCUGCUAGCUAUGCCUGAAUGCCGAUACAGCCACAGUGGCGAACGCCAAGCAACUCUAAUGGCGGAAGCAAUCGAAGAAUACGGUAUUGCGAAGCAAAUCGGCUAUCAUACCGGCGAUAAUGCUACUUCAAACGAUACCUGUUUAAAGCAUCUCUCUCAAAUGCUACAGGAUAAAUACGGUUUGGUUAACGGGGUCUGGAUAUCUUUCCGUCCCAACCGGCGCCGAAUCCGAUGCAUCGCUCAUAUCAUAAAUCUCUCCCUUCAAGCCUUCCUCCUUGCGUCCUCGAAAGAAGCUUUACGCGCAGCACUUGCCGCUGCCAGCGACGUAACCGGCGCCGAGAUGUACGAACAGUUCUACUUUACACUCUAUGAUGUAUCCGCCAAUGAGCCAACAUCGCGGUCUGAAGCUUCGGAACAGCAAGAACAGUCUUUCAGUAAGGUAUGGAAGGGAAAGGCUAAAAGGGCCGCUCGGAAGCCCCCCGAUUUCAGGGAUGACAAAUUCAGAGGCUGGCAAACCAUCCCGGCGAUGCGUAAACUACAUAACAUUGCAGUCUGGCUUCGAAAUUCAUCUAUCCACAGUGAUCUAUGGGAGGAUCGAGUAAGCUUGCGGCUUGGGAUCGAUAACGACACCCGAUGGAACUCUUGGUAUAAGCUGAUCGAUAAUCUUAUCCGAAGACAAUCACAGAUCAAGCAAUUCUUGCUUGAUUACGAUAAGGAGAUCAACGAUAAUAUCCUCAACUCAUCAGAUUGGGAUUACCUUGAAAGAACACAUAGAUUUCUCCACCCAUUCGCGUCGGCAACUUUAUGGGCUGAGGGUAAGAAUUCUACAUUGUCGCAAAUAUUGACAAUUAUGGAUGGUUUAUUACGCCACUAUGAAAAGAACAAGGAACAUUACUCGAAGCCGGAGACGUUUGAUCGCCGCAUCCUUCAUUCAAUUGAGAUGGGCUGGUUCAUUCUCGACAAGUAUUAUACUAUGACCGAAGAUGCGCCUGUUUACGCUGCCGCCCUCCUUCUUGAUCCCUCAAAGCGAAUCAGGUACAUUGAGCGCCACUGGCCAGAGUCAUGGCACGAGAACGCCAUUGCUGGUGUCCGUACAAUUUGGGAAGAGUACAAAACUCAGCCUGAGACUGGACCUGCAGAGUCGGUUGAUGAGGUAUCUGCUUCGCAAAAGCGGCAGCCGAAUGAGUGGGACGCUCUACUUGAAGAGUUGGAAGUCACCGAGGAUCUGGGUGAUAGUAUGGACGAUCUUGAAGACUUUAUAAAGGCAACACCCAUCAAAAUAAGUGGGUCACCACUUCAAUGGUGGUGUAAUAAGGACCAGCGGAAGACUUAUCCUCAGCUAAGUCGAAUGGCUAUUGAUAUCCUCUCGAUCGCGCCUGAAUCAGCUGAUCCGGAAUCUGCUUUCUCUGGUGGUCGACGCACUCUCUCCUGGGAUAGAGAACGAAUGACUUGCGAGAAUCUUGAGAAGGUUGAAUGUAUAGGCAACUGGCUGCGUGAAGGGCAUAUCCAGAAGGCUGUUCAUGGUGGUAUGGGUGUAAUUACUGAUACGGGUUUUGAUAGUGGCGGUGGUGAAGACUCCGAUGUUAAUUUUGAUUGA